Acanthoscelides obtectus is the source of this 5158-nucleotide messenger RNA. Lineage: Eukaryota; Metazoa; Arthropoda; Insecta; Coleoptera; Chrysomelidae. The record is from the annotation of a GenBank genome assembly.
AAGACUUCUAUGUAGAUAUAGUGAGAAGAAGAGAAGAAUGAGUAAUACACUUAGAUAUUCUUCUUUUUCAGAAGUCACUCAAAACUAAGCUCAUGUGUUUUAACCUCUGAAUAAUUUUAUCUAGUAUUUCAGUUCUUCUAGCACAUCUGCAAAGGAAACGUAUGGUGAUGAUGUCGUAGAUUCUGCCCAACGUAAAUGAAGCGGUAAAAUCUGCUCAAUAAAAUAUAAAAUAUGUCCCAAACGUAAGGUCAAAGCUGUCAAACAGAGUUUUUGAAUGUCAGAAGUACUUCAAGGAGUAUUUAAUAAUUUUACAUAAAAACCAUUAACUCCACCUCAUCUCACUGAAGAAUACACCAUGAGUCAGGCAAAGUCUAAACGGAGGAAAUCUAAUGAAGAAUCAUCUGUAAGCCGACAGACUGGUGUCAACACUGAUGCUGUGUUCAUGCAGCUCGAUAUAAGACAAUUUUGCCCGAAAAUAAUCUACGAUAUAGUGUUCAUUCAGCCCGUUGACAAAGAAUCAGAUGACAUUCUGAAAAAUAUAGUGAAGACAGCUAGAGAAUAUGAGGAUACGUCAAGCUUAACUUUUAUAACUGCCGAAGAAAUACUGGAUCUGGUAGAGAACUACGCUUUGGAAGCGUUUCCCUCAUCUUUGUCCCAUAUUCCCGAAAUUGUCUACAAUGCAGCUGCUAAAUCCAUAGGUAACGGGGCACCGUUGCACCCAUCUUUACAGGCGCAGCUGGUGAAGUUGAAGCUGAUACAAGUCAUGCAUAAACAGUAUUUAAAAGAGCUUGACAAAUUGAAUAAGAGGAAAGCACUGGAGGAUGAACUCAGUGGUCUGACUAAAGAAAUGAGGAAAGGUAAAAAAGAGAAAGGUGGUCCUGGUACAAAAUCCGGUGCUUCAUCUAAAGCUAAAGAUAGGGACAGUAAAGGCAAUCAAGAUGAAAAAGGUUCAAAAGUAGAAGGCCUCUACACAACCAUUUCAGAAAAUGAUAUCAUUUUUGAUGACAAUAUUUUCAACCAUGUAUGGUAUUACGUCAUCCAAGGUGUAACAAAUCCAGACAUCGUUCUAUACUUGAACAAAAAGUACCGUGUUGCCACCAGUGCCGUACUCAAAUUUGGCAUCGGUUCAAUACACGCAAGUGGGCAGCUUUACGAAGGCUUCUGGAAAAAAAUGAAUUCUUUUUUUUAUGGGCCGCACAGGGAAGACUCUUUCGAAAAUACUAUCCUCAUGAAACACGUCACGGAAGAAUCAGAUGGUAAAGCGAUACUAGAAGAGAUUCUAUAUGUUAUCAAGAAGAUAUCUGAUCUCAAGCUAAAUCACUUGAACUAUAUUCGUCACGUAAAGUUGCAUGAGCAGCGACAUAGAUACAGAAUCCUCCCCAUGCACUGUUUUCAAAGAUACAACGCCAUGCUGAAACGUAUAUCGUACGAUCUUGUAACCGAACCAGUGAUUUUGAAUUGUAUCCUGGACGAAAUACAAUACCAAAAUGAGCAUAACCUGUUAGAAGAUGAUUCUACCGAAGAGCUGUUGAAGCCACGCAUCGAUGUUGAAAUAGAGUGUCACAACCCAUGUGAUAAUAAAGAAAUCCUUAAGCGUCAUAAGACAGCUCCAAGAGUCGAAAUGCCAAAGCAACUGUUCAAAUCGUUUUAUUCCUAUGAGGGCGAUAUGAUCGACAUAAUUGCCAAUACCUACAGAAAGCGAGGUAGAGUAGUCGUGCAAAUUUUAGACGACAUCUUGAGAAAGUCCGAACCAAUGAGGUUAGUGUCAAACUAUGAAAACGAUUGCAGUGAUAUACCUCACAGACACGAUGUUAAUCCUGCAGCCAAGCACAGCUUGAAAAAUCCCGAGGGAUACAUGCAUUUUAUGUAUCUGUUACUAUUUAGCUUGUUCAAAAGUGAUUCUCCAGAAGCCAGCUUCGAGGAUACUGUUUUGACAGAAAUUUUGCAGACGUUUACUAAAUCAGAUUAUUGGAAAACAUCACAGAUUGAAAUUGUAGCGGACAGUGAGGGGGAAGAAUCAAAUUGCGAUGUAAAUCUCUUUGAUCCAAUUCGUAUGCAAUACAUCUGGAGAGAGCGACUACCAUCCAGCUGUCUCAUAAGGUCCGUAUACAACGCCAUGAACGAAUUCACCUAUAUGCACAAGACGUUUUGUGAAGAGACUGACGUUCUUCUAGUACGUUUUACUGACCACCUUGACCAGUUUGGUGUCAAUGUAAAGGUGUACCAGGUUCACAUCAGAACUCCGGUUUGCUUCAGAGACUUUUGCCGAUACGUUACUGUGGAAGAGGCAGAUUGGUUGCAAAGUAACAAACCUCCAAGGUAUGUAAGACCAAAUGAGGUACAAGAAAUAUGCCAAGGUAAAAAGGCUAUAAUCAAGAAAGACGUUUUUAAAGAGUAUAGACACCUAUUGGAUACGAAUAUUCAGCUGGAGAGUGAACCUGAUGAAAUAGAAGUUGAAAGAAAACCAUCAGUGUCUUUCCAGGAGACUUUGGAAGAACUGCAGACAUAUCCCACCAACAAAGGUUUAAUCGAGCAGUGCAACAAGUUGGGUCCCCAAUUUUUGGCUUACCCUAUGGAUACCAAUCAUUUCCGAUUGCGCGGAAACAGAACCACAUUUGUUAGUCAUGACGGGUUCAAAAUUGUAGUGGAUAAUACCAGCAUCUUAACUGAAGACCCGAAAUGUACUGUUACUCUAACAUGCAGGGACAACCAACUAGUACUACAUUCGAGUAACAUAUAUUCAAAAAAAGAUUACAAGAAUUAUACAUUCCACUGGAAUUUGAGUGACGGCACGAUUGUAAUGUUCGUUUUGAAUCCUCCUAAACCAAAGCGUAAGCUUGCGCCCGAUACUCCUGAAAUUCGACUACAAUCCGGUCUUCCAGAAAUCUUCCAAGAAGAGAGUGAAAAGAGGAACAGUAGCAUUAGAAACUCAGAUGCCUCGGACAGAAGAGAAAGUUUUUUAGCUGAACAAGAAAGGGGCAGUUUAUUAGGUGGCUCCGCGAAGAUGAGUUCGAUGCCUAAAAUUUUAGCUGUAGAUAAAGACUGGUUCGCGAAAGUGGUAACCAACGAAGAGGAUGUAACUGUGCAGACUGCUGAACCUGAAGAUAUAGCUUCAAAACUGCAAGACGCUUUGGACAACGAACGCCAGGUGUACAAAAUCCAGAACAAACUGAACUAUCUAAAACGAAAAUGUUCAAAGACUGAGAUACCAAUCACCAGCAUUUUCAACCAAAUACUACACAAGCGUAUAAAAAGAUUCUAUGGGAAUGAACUUUUCGCACGAAGAUUCGACUACUCUGAUGCAGAAGGAAAGUCUUUGGAAGUAAAUAGCAGUGUGGAUUUCCGAAUCACUCUGCCCAAUGGAUUGUACAUUACGUGUUAUCCAUCUCAGAUAAGAGAAGAUCUAUGCGAAGUGAAACAGGAGUAUCUCGAAAAGGGAGUUGACCAAAGUGGUAUCAUGCACGAGGAGUUCCGACUCUUCGCAAGAGGAGGAUUUGUACUGAUAAAGAAAGUAGAUGGAUCAAUAACUAUCCUAAAGUCCAAUGGCGAUACAGUUGAAUAUGAUAAACCUGACAGUGAGAUUGAAGACGUUGUCAAAUCGAAUCUUCGAAAAUGCCAUUGCAAAACAGUUGCUGAUUACAGGAAAAAACUAGCUAUGAUCUUGAAAGGUACGACAAACCAGGGAGAAUGCUAUAUUAGUAGAAGAGCUUACAUGCGUAUCAAAAAGGGAUACGUUAUAAGCGACGAGGUUGCUAACAUGUUAAAGAAUUCGAAAAUCCCAUAUCUAAAGUCGUCUUCCAUCAAGUUCGAUGGGAAGUACAUAUGCUUGCAGAAAAAUAAGAUUACUGAGAAGCAGUUGUUCUAUACGACACAACAGAAAGACUGUUUCACCGAUGAAGUGUUUUACGAAAGAACUGAUGGAUUUGAAGCAAUGUUUGAUAAAACUGGAAGGUUACAGGUAAAAUAUGCAGACAAAACAAAAAUAACCAGUUCUGUACACGUAUCGAAAGAUCUGUAUGACGGAUAUGUAUAUGUGUCACUAGACUUCAAGUUCGAGCAUCCCCAAUAUGCAACUGUCAGCUAUAAUGCGAACAACAACGUUGAUAUCCGACUCAACAAUGACGUGGUGCUCACCAAAAAUCCCACAGAUAGCUUAUCGUUGUCAAUAGGAGAAGAUAUUGCGACAGCGAUGGAUAACAAGAAAGUCAAAUUCACUAAACGUUGCGUCAGAUGCAUGGCCGAAUCCAAUGCCAACUUUAACAUAUCCCCAUUCUUCACCAAUAAAUUGAAGUUCUCAGAUGAAUUUCUACGCGCUGAAGAUUCCUAUAACAAGAUGUUCUAUGCAACCUUCUCGGGGAGUUGCAAGAGAAAUGCGAGUUUCAUUAGUGGUCCAUUUAACUGUAACAAGUGCAAUCACUACGUAAAUAAUAAUUACGAGAAAUUAUUUGUUAUCAAUAGGAAUUAUGUGGGAGACUGCCUAUGGAACGAGAAUAUGAUCCGUUUGAGAGACGAGGAAUCAAAAAAAAAUUGUGUGAUAAAAGAUCUGUUAGACCUAACAGGCGAUCGCGGCAGAAAACUGAAAUACGAAACUAACCAUUGCAACAGUAUUGAUCGCAGAUUUUUGAACAACAAGUUAUUGGAUGAACAGUUUUGUUUGACAAAGUAUAAAGGAGAUGCUGAAGAAGUCAGCCCAGUAUGUUACACAACAGUCACGGAAUUGCAGCAAAUGUUGGAUCCAAUUGAAGUUGAUCUUCUUUUGAAAGAAAUACUGAACAGUUGCACCGGUUGUGAAUUAGCUGGAUUGAGCGAUGUUGCAAAGUAUGAACUUACCCAGAUGAACCUGAUUUCAAAAUACGAAGAACCUCGUAGAGAGACUAUUAUAGAAGAAGAUCCGUUAUGUAGAUGCACGAAAAAUAUAAGAACUAUGAAACAGAAAACUGAAGACUGGCGAAACGAGUGUGUCAAGUACAGAGCGUUGAUACGGAGGCGGAAGUUUCCAAACUACUUUUCCUCGCAGUUUUGUAAAAUUUUCAAAACUCGGAUAUAACAGCGCAUGGUUGUGUGGAAGGUUACAUGUUAUCAAAAACGAUUUGCUUUUUUCAAAUCCAAAACCGCUAUAUGUGAGCUACGAGUGGGUAAAAAUAUAAAACGAAAUGAC